AGCACUGAGCAGGUAGGGCAAGAUUCCAAAUUUGGCUGUGGCCCCUGGCUGCCCAUCUGAGGCGCAAUUAGCCUGGGACUAGCCGAGAUCUGCACGCACUGAUCUUCCCUGCUGGGCAAGACGACGGAGGCACUGACACCCGUUACACAAGGAACACAACCGCCUGGGGAUGUGCUAUGACGCCCUUGUUGCGACGAUCAUCAGAUCUCUAUGGCUCUGUCCUUGCUGUAUAUGGCCUCCAGAAAUAGCGCCAAUGCUUUUGAAGUAGACCCUACUGCUGGACAGCCCAGCCUAUAAGAAGGGCAGCUUCCCAUCCUCUACACAGCAUUGAACAAGUCUUCUCUUCCGACUUCUACUUCUACUACUUCCUUUCAUCAACAUGCACUUCUCAGCUGUCAUUGCCUCAAGCAUUCUCGCCUUUGCUUCUGCGGCACCUGUUGCGCAAAACGAUGCGCCAGCGGCAAGCUCUGCCCCUGCUGCUGUCAACACCUACAACCUCAUUUCUACUCGUUCCGGCGACAUCAAUGUACACUUGAGGCCCUUGUACGCAAAGGGCAGUGCUAUCCGCAUCGGUGGCACAGCACCUACUUCGCAGACCCCCAAUGUUCCUCAGCUUGCCGGCUUCCCUAGUACAAGCACAACUUCUUUCAUUGUCGCCAAUGACCGCGCUUCUCUUGCGGUUUCCGUUCCUGGCGGUCAACAGGUCUAUGUGAACUCUGAUGGCCGUCUAUCCUACACGGUCCCUCAUUCAGGCAACACUGGCACUGGCUCUACAGUCACAGGCUUCUCAGUGAGCCCGAUGGCAACGGGCCCCAAUGUCGACUUGCUCUUCAACGGUCAAGAAAGCUUCUUGGCAUGUCCGGUUGCAGAUGCAGCGGGGGAAUAUGAGAUCUUCGCUGCUGAAAAGACGACCAGGACAGACUGCACUGGUAUCAGCAUCUUGGGCAGUGCCAACCCCAAUCCGCCAUCGGCCUGGCAAUGGUAGAUA
Messenger RNA from Protomyces lactucae-debilis, 988 nucleotides. RefSeq lists its product as uncharacterized. Bases 380 to 985 code for a protein of 201 amino acids. The transcript has a single exon. NCBI's taxonomy places the organism in Eukaryota, Fungi, Ascomycota, Taphrinomycetes, Taphrinales, Protomycetaceae. The record is from RefSeq and is a predicted model, not a curated record.